CAAACAGUUCACAAUUUGCUGUUCAAACAGCAAAGAUGCAAAACACCAACAACAGCAAACUGUAGGAAGAAGCUGCAAAUAAUUAACGCCUUCGUUUAAAUAUUUUUAUUAGAUUUUUUUUUAAUAUUUAAAAAAAAAUUUCGCAUAUGCACGAAAAAACUGACUAACGCGUGGCUAAUUUGAAUAGAGAUAAAAUAAUAUUGCAAACUACAAUGCAACACUUAAAGAGUGGCAAGUGGCAUGUAAAUGCUAAAUGAGUUAAAUGCGGGAAAAAACUAAAAGAUUUAAAGAAAGCAAACGGAAAAUAUUAGUUUUUUAUUUGUGGGCAAAAUUAAAUUUUAAAAUUACAACACCAAUGUUUGUAAAAAGCUCCAUGGCUGACAGUGUAGUGGAUGAUGUUUUAAAAGAUAUUUUAAAUUUAAAAAAUAAUUGUCUGGAAUUACUACAGCGUCAGGUGACAGAUUUAACGGAUACAAAAACUACUGUCGAGGAUUUAACCUCACGCACAAAAACCGAAUAUGCGGUAUUGCAGGCACGCUAUCACAUGCUGGAAGAGCAGUUCCGGGAGGCUGAAUUUCGUGCCGAGGAUCGUUUAGCCGAAGAACAAAAACGCCAUCGCGAGCUUUUAGCUCGUGUAGAGCGUGAGGCUGCCUUACAGAAUGAAAACUGUCAGAUCAAAAUCAAAACCAUAGAAAUCGAGGCCAAUGCUUUGCGUGAGGAGAAUCAACGUUUGCGUGUCCUAUGUGACAAACAAGCCAAUGAUCUACAUCGCACUGAGGAGAAAUUUGAACUGGCUAGAGAUCAAAUUGUGGCUCUGCAACAGGAUCUCGAUGAGGCUUUACAAAAGGAACGUAAAUAUGAAAAAGAAAAGAAAACUUCAGAAGAACUAAUGCUGGAGUUAAGUAAAGAAUUGGAACGUUUGAGGGCGGAAACUGGGCCGGCCUUGCCCACCACCUCACCCGAAUCCAUAAGACUGGAAGAACUACAUCAGGAGCUAGAGGAAAUGCGUCAAAAGAAUAGAGCUUUAGAAGAACAAAAUGAGGAACUGCAAGCUGCUGUUUUAACUCGUGGCGUGGAGGAGGGUCGCCAUUUGUUGAAUGGCACUUUAAAUAGUUUGGCUCAAGAAUUGGAAGAAAUGUCACAAGCUCAGGAUUCUGUGGAUUCAACCACAUUAGCAUCCUUAAGUCAGUUACAACAAGCCUUCCAGGAGAAAGAGGAAGAAAACACCCGCCUUAAACAUUAUAUCGAUACAAUAUUAUUAAAUAUUGUGGAAAAAUGUCCUCAAUUAUUGGAAGUUAAAGCCAUAAAUAAUAAAUAAUAGUUAUUAAUUAAUUAUAUUAAAAAAAACCCUAAGAAACUUUAUUAAGGCCAAUUUAUUAU
Molecule: messenger RNA, 1380 nt
Organism: Lucilia sericata (common green bottle fly)
Lineage: Eukaryota; Metazoa; Arthropoda; Insecta; Diptera; Calliphoridae
Product: rab11 family-interacting protein 3-like
Exons: 6
Coding region: 263-1318 (351 amino acids)
Biological process (GO): regulation of cytokinesis; endocytic recycling
Cellular component (GO): recycling endosome membrane; midbody; cleavage furrow
Source: RefSeq, a predicted model, not a curated record